AUGCAGCCCACAAGAUUGCUCCUGAAGCGCUCCGUAUGGAAGGGGCCCAACCUCGUGCCUCUGCCCAUUGUGUGGCCCAAAAAGGCUGGCGACAAGGUACCUCCGGUGCGCACGCAGGCUCGGUCCGCCACGAUCCUGCCGAAUUUCGUCGGGCUCAACUUUGAGAUUCACAACGGCAAGAACUAUUUGCCCGUUGCCAUCACGGAAGACAUGGUCGGGCACAAGCUGGGCGAGUUUGCGCCGACGCGAAAACCGAACAUCUACGGCAAGAAGUAA
This is a messenger RNA of Beauveria bassiana ARSEF 2860, 276 nucleotides long. RefSeq names its product ribosomal protein S19. The transcript has 4 exons. The record is from RefSeq and is a predicted model, not a curated record. NCBI's taxonomy places the organism in Eukaryota, Fungi, Ascomycota, Sordariomycetes, Hypocreales, Cordycipitaceae. Gene Ontology annotation, biological process: translation; ribosomal small subunit assembly. Gene Ontology annotation, cellular component: ribosome; cytosolic small ribosomal subunit. Bases 1 to 276 code for a protein of 91 amino acids. Gene Ontology annotation, molecular function: RNA binding; structural constituent of ribosome.